AUCAGCUGCGCGCUACGUCUGAGGAAGCCGCAGAAGAAACUUUGACCAGCUCAGUUGUUAGCCUAGCAGCGGAGACACACAUCUCCUUUAUUGUUUACCAGUCCCGUAUUUGCUCGACUAGCCCUUUGAAAAAGAUGUGGUUUAUUUAUUUACUCAGCUGGUUGUCGAUGGUGGUGCAGAUAUGUUUCGUUACUCUCGCUAUCGCUGCAGGCCUGUAUUAUCUGGCAGAGUUAAUAGAAGAGUACACAGUCUCCACUAGCCGCAUUAUAAAAUACAUGAUUAUGUUCUCCACAGCGGUGCUGGUGGGACUCUAUCUGUUCGAGGGCUUCCCCACGCUCAUGAUCGGAGUGGGUCUCUUCACCAACCUGGUUUACUUCGGUCUGCUGCAGACGUUUCCAUACAUCAUGCUGACCUCGCCAAACUUCAUCCUGUCAUGUGCACUGGUUGUGGUAAACCACUAUAUGGCCUUCCAGUAUUUUGCGGAGGAGUACUAUCCUUUCUCUGAGGUUCUAGCGUACUUCACUAUAUGUCUGUGGGUGAUUCCGUUCUCCUUCUUUGUUUCGCUCUCUGCUGGGGAGAAUGUUCUUCCAUCCACUGUGCAGCAGGGAGAUGAUGUGGUGUCAAAUUACUUCACUAAAGGCAAGCGGGGCAAGCGCUCAGGCAUCCUGCUCAUCUUCUCCUUCCUGAAGGAGGCUGUUUUGCCAAGCCGACAGAAGAUGUACUGAUGAAGUGGUACAGAUGCGCAUCGAACGGAGGGGUUUGGGAGGGUUUGUUCAGGCCACCGGCCCCUUUCAGUGGACAGUGUGUUUUUGUGAGAGGAAAGAUAAUAAUGAGAUUGAAUCUGUAGCCGAGGGAGAGGACCAGAUCAGAACAAACGCACACAAACAAACCCUCGAAUGAACUUACUGUCUGUUGAUUCAUGUCCAGAGUCGCCAGCUAAUUUCUUCUUAGGCGUCUAAAGCCAUGAAAGGACUUGAGAAGUCUUUCAUUCGUGAAGGCUUGAUCUUUUGACGUGUCUGUCCCUGGAUGAUUGUUGACGGGGCUUCAGCUUCUCUAGAGGCUCCUGCUGAUUUUCUUCUGAUUGCAUCACUUCGAAAGCCAAUGUUUGUGAUGCUUCGCUCAUGAAUAAAUUGAUAUGUCUGGAUUAUUUGUUCACAUUUUAAAGGAAUGUUUUACCCUGAAUCCAAUGUUCAGAUCGCUCACCCUUCAUCACAUCUUACACUACAAAUAUUUGUUUAUGGUUAGACUUUUAUAAUGCCCUGAUGAUGAGUCAGUUUAGAAAGGAUUGUGUUAAAUUAUAAAUCCAUCAGCCGUUGGUGUGACAAGCAAAGAAAAGCUAUUUUUGGGGUAAAAUGUUGCUUUAAAUGAAAGCCAUAAUGUUGGCAAUGCUUAAUUUGUGUGCUGUACAGAAAUAUAAUAAAAUUCAGUUGUAUGAGUUUUUAAAAGGUAAA
Messenger RNA from Cyprinus carpio (common carp), 1451 nucleotides. Its product is annotated as protein TEX261. NCBI's taxonomy places the organism in Eukaryota, Metazoa, Chordata, Actinopteri, Cypriniformes, Cyprinidae. Gene Ontology annotation, biological process: endoplasmic reticulum to Golgi vesicle-mediated transport. The record is from RefSeq and is a predicted model, not a curated record. Gene Ontology annotation, cellular component: endoplasmic reticulum membrane; Golgi membrane; COPII-coated ER to Golgi transport vesicle. Gene Ontology annotation, molecular function: COPII receptor activity.